This is a messenger RNA of Sardina pilchardus (European sardine), 4357 nucleotides long. It is a transcript of the gene rflna, whose product is annotated as refilin A. The transcript has 4 exons. Lineage: Eukaryota; Metazoa; Chordata; Actinopteri; Clupeiformes; Clupeidae. Gene Ontology annotation, molecular function: filamin binding. The record is from RefSeq and is a predicted model, not a curated record. Gene Ontology annotation, biological process: negative regulation of bone mineralization involved in bone maturation; skeletal system morphogenesis; negative regulation of chondrocyte development. Gene Ontology annotation, cellular component: actin filament bundle. Bases 514 to 1188 code for a protein of 224 amino acids.
CUCCGUUUAUAUCGCAGGAAGCACAGUGCCAGGCAGACACACCACACAGAGAACGAGUGAGGAGAAGAAAAAGAGCGAGUGAGACUGAAAGCGACAGCAGAGUUUGCACUGAUAGCCAAAAUCAUUUCCACAGCUUAUUUUCUGUCGAGGUGUUAUUGUGGACUGUUGCGGGACAUUUUCCUUAAGUGAACUAUUUGGGUUUUUUGUGCGUGUGCUUUUAGUUGUUUUACUGGCAAACUUUUGCUGUGAGGCUUCAUUCAAUAUGAUCUGAAAAUAUCACCAUCCAGGAGAACGUUAUAUCUAUUUCAACAUUUGAAUCGACGUGAACUUCACCACUCAAAGGUUGGCCUUACAUGCGGAGUCAUCUCUGGCGUGAAAUGGGAUAUUGAGGCAUUUUCUGACAACAUCUGUCAAAAAACUUGGAAACGUUCCUUUUGUCUAUAUUCAGACUUUCUCACGCGCUUGGUUGGGAGUGAAUUCGCUUUGCUUUUUUUGCUGUCAGCUCUUCCAGAAAUGGUGGGGCACUUACAUUUACAAGCUAUGGAUGAUAGUCUAAAAGGCAAGAAUCGAGAAGGGCUGCUCGACAGUCCGGAUUCAGGACUACCCCCAAGCCCGAGCCCGCCCUUCUACUCGCUUUCCCCCGGGCUUCUCGAGUCACGGUCGGGGAGCUGUACGACGCCUGUGGAGCAACACCAUGGGUUCUAUAGAAAAGAGAGCCGAGAGGGGAAGUUGCUUCCCUACCUGCUGCUGAACUCGCAGGGCACGGAGCUCAAGACGCGCAUGCAGCCCGUGGUCUACGGAGAGAGCAUCGAGGUCAACCCCAAACCUGAGCAGGAAGUGAAGUUCCACUCUUCCGUGAGGUACGCGUCGGACCGCCACUACCGCGAGCAACUCUACUGCGCGCCCGUCCCCGUGCCCACCAACUUCCGCGAGACGGUGGUGGUGGCGUCGCCCAACUGCACCUGGCGCCACUACAAGGCCGAGGUCUACCUGCAGCCGCGCCACCGGCCCCUGCGCUUCCAGAGCACGGCCAUCGUCUACCCCAAGCACGCCCGCAGCACCUACCGCACCACGCUCAGCCACCAGCCCUCGGGCUCGGGGGCCGGCCGCCGCUGGUUCUCCUCCACCGUGCGCCUGGAGUCCAGCGAGGACCUCAGCCCCUGCAUCAUCUACACAGAGGACCUCUGAGAAGACCGCGGAGCGGAGCGGAGAGGAGAGCGAGUCGGGCGCAGCAGGAGCGAUGGAACGACGCGGAGGAGAGGCUAACAGAACCAAUGAAAACACCAAGCCAAUAGCAGGAAUCACCAGUGGCAGUCGCACCCGCCUCAUGAACUCUGGACGAGCCUCGUGUGAAGGGAGGCCAGAGGAUUGGGGUUGGGGGUGCUGGGGCGCUGAACUUAACUCUUCUUGUGAAGAUAAGGGAUCUAAAUGGACAUGUAGAGAAAGGGUGUGUGUGCGGUGGGGGACGUAAGAGGGACAGGCAGACCGGCACCUAAGGGAGACGUCUGAGACAGAACACUUUACUUGUCUGCCCGGGUGUCGUGUCUGUCUGCUAGCACAUAGAUUAGCGGAGGUUACAGUGUUGCUAAUCUGUUUUUUUUUUUUUUUUCAGUAGGUUUUUCCGCAUAUUUACUUGUCUUAUAUACAUGUAACUGCCUUAAAGCUCUCCCUCAGAAAAAAAAUCCCUCACAGUGCUGAAGUACUCCCUGGGGCACCAUGUCAAACACAUCCUCAGCCAACAUAGCUGUGGCUGGAAUCCUGCAGACAGAUGUUAUAAGAAGAAUAGUACAUUCUGAAAUGCAUCCUACGUUAUUUUGCGUACUACCAUAACUUAAUACUCUCUUGGAAAGCCAAUUAUGUUAGCCACAGCUGUCUAACAGCCUGAUUGCACUCAUUGGUGUAUAUAUGUACAGUUUUGUUCCCUUUUGCUUGCUGGCUUCGCUGGUGUCCACGCAGGAUGCCAGGCCUGUCACGUGAGCACUUGAAAGGUUGGACCAAAGAUUUGACAGUAAGACAGACUGUCAAGCUCUGGGAAGUUUUGGUAUCCACAAGAACAAGACAUUUUAUGUAGGCCCACAGGCCCUUGUGGCUCUGUCAUGGUGCUACUUCUGGUCUUCUGCGGGGAAUGCAGGUGUUUGGUCCAGUUCCGACUCACACAUCUUAUCAGUAAGAUACUGUACAUACGAUUAGGACAGGGUCAGAUUUCAAAACAAUAGCAUCCCCGUUUGAAUAGUAAUAUCUCUUAGGGCGUACUCACACUGUGCCAUCUGUACCGUACCCGAUUUAACCCCCUAAAGUCUGGUUCGUUUGACCAGUGUGAUCGCUCCGUACCAUACCCGGGCACCGUAUGCUUAUCCAUGCCCAUGUCCUCUUUACGAGGUCGACUUGGGCACGGUACAGUUGGGCUUGUGAUCGCACCUAUGCAAAGAUUCUAGAGCACAGCAACUCAACGUGCCUGGGUACAAUUUGAUAGUAUGCUGUGUGAGUGCGGACCAAGAACGGGAGAGAGCCAUACUCUGGGGCGGUACAACUGUACCGUGCCCAGUGUGAGUACGCCCUUAAUAUGCAGUUAGACAAAAACAAAAAAAGCCAAUUGGACAGAAACAUUUUGGACUUUCCCAAACUAUUUUGUUUUCUUGGACAUUUUAAAAUGAGCAUGGAAUGGAAGAAUGUGUAAAAAACAAGAAGAGUUUGAUGUAUAUAGAGAACAUGCUGUAUCCUCUAAAUUUGUUCCUUUUGACUGAGUUGUGAUAUAGUCCUGCAUUUGGAUUUAUUCAUUUAGUAGUUUUUCAUUUUCUGGGUGAUGAUGACCAUUACAGAAGCUCCUCCUGUUUCUUCACUUCAUGUGUCAGUCCUUUAUUUCCCCUGAGACAGAAAGUGUAUCAUAAUAUGCCUGAAAUAAGAGUUUCCUUUCAUUUACAUAUGAGUUUCCCCCCUUUCUAAUGGAGGAUUGAGUAGCUGUUGUACAUUUGUGUUGGGAACCUGAUCCUCAAAACUUUUAGCUCCUUUUUAUUUGUUGUUGUUUGUCUUAUGUUGUUGAAUGCUAAAUGCUCAAUUUGGUAAAUAUUGAACUAUGCAAUUCAGAUUUCUUACCUCAUUUAUGAAAAUAUUUCUUAUCUAAGUGUAAAGGUUUGUGUUACCAGUUCUCGGUGAAAAUGCAGUAGUUCUUGCUUAGGAAAAUACAGAGCAAGUUUUAGCUGAAAUACAAAAGGGAAGCGAGUGGAAAAUGAAAAGACUGGACAUACAGUAGAGGUCUGAAAGGAAAGUAAUAAGAUGGGAUAUGAUAGGUGGAAAGAGUUGUUAGCUUGUGGCGGCUAGCUUUACCAGGCCACUUGUGAGCUAGCCGUAUUGGAUCUCUGGAUAUAGCCAGGCUAAAGAAGGCCAUCUGGGGGAAGCAUUUAAAGGAGGCACUCCAUUCCAUUGCAGCAUUGUUGGGAUGUUGCUGUAGAUUGACUGAUAGAUGAUACCGAUGAAAAAAAAAAAGCUAUUGAGACUCGGAUUCAGACAGCAGCUGAGACGGGAAAGGAUUUGGUCCUGACUUUGGCAUGGAUCAGCUAGAUCCAUUUCAGGGGUUAGAAGAGUGUGUGUGGUAGCCUGAUCAAGGGUCUGAUCCAUCAGAUUUAAUUCAUUACCCCUCGCUAGAGAUGCACAUAGGUUUUGUGUUAAGGCUGUGUUGAAAAAGCAUGUUGAGAAGAGCCAGGCACACUGAGGGCUCCAUUUGGGGGAUGUUAAAACCGUCUUACCCAUCUGUCAGCCUCGACUAACUGCUAACUAAGUGCGAGAUGAAAACCUGGAAGUGUGUGAAUUUUGUAGAGUGGAAUAAACUCACUGUCUGGUGGCAACAGGAAGCAGAGUUGAUCAUUAACAAAGUGUCUACAAGCCCACAAAGAAAUAUGGCUAUUGUGGUCUUGCAGAUGAGGGCAAAUCAAGGGUUCACUUAUUGACGCAAGUCCAGUAGCUGAAUUCUGUGAAGGGCUUGUUCAAGACUAGUGUGAUAAAUAAUGGAAAAUUGUGGUGAAGGUUUUAGGUAAGUGAUGAGGGUCUGUGCAAAGUCUGUCAUGUUGAUGUGGUGGAUGUUUUAAAAAAAGAUUAUUUUAAUUUAGUGAAUUUCAUGAAAGAGUUCUCCAACAGUUACUGUUCCUGUCUCUUAAUGUUUUGAGGAUUUGUUUGUUUAUGUAAAAUACUUUUGUUGUUGUAUAUGUGGAAAUGCGGCACUUCAUAAUUCUCUUUAUAUUUUUGUAUAAUUUCCCAUGUCGGUGGUCUCCUUUUUGUUUUGGAAAGAAGAUGAGUAAAUAAUUUAAAGAGGAAAAUGUAUAUCUUAAAUAAAAUAAAAAUUUGAAAAAUUCCCAAACCCAAA